AUGCAGCGGCAGUUUUGGCUGGGGCAGCAAAGGAGCAAGACUAGACUCCUAUUAUUUAAAGUGCGGGUGCGCUACGACCCACAGAGGAGGUCUAAGAUUGGCCGCUUGGGAGUGGUAGUAGUUUUUUGGUCAGUUAGUUUUUAUGCUUUGGUGUUAUUGAGAGUAGCUUACCUGACUUUGUUUGAGCGUAAGAUUUUAGCUGCUUCUCAAGGGCGUAAGGGCCCCGAGAUGGUUGGGUGGUUUGGAAUUCUUCAGCCUUUUGCUGAUGGAAUUAAGCUCUUUAGCAAAGAGUACUUUACACCGCGUGUUUCCAAUCCAAUUUUGUUUUUUCUAGGUCCGUGUUUUAUGUUGUUUCAUUCUUUUGUUUUAUGGAGGUGUAGUUCUGGGAUUUGGGGGUGUGGAAUUUAUUUUUUUUGGGGGGGGUUGUAUGUUUUAAGUGUAUUGAGAGUGGGGGUAUACGGGGUGGUUUUGUGUGGUUGGUCGUCUAACUCAAAAUAUGCUAUGUUUGGUGCUGUGCGGGCUUUAGCUCAAGUGAUUUCUUAUGAAGUGAUGUUAGUUUUUUUGUAUUUAGGCCCCUUUUUUAUGUGCGGGAGACUUGAUUUUGUGGAUGUUGAUAGGUUUCAGGCUCGGGGCUCUAAUGGGGGAAUUUUGUUUUUGGCUUUUCCUUGGUGGGUUUUUUGUGUUUUAGCAGAGAGUAAUCGGGCUCCUUUUGAUUUCGUAGAGGGAGAGUCGGAGCUGGUUUCGGGGUUUAACGUGGAGUACGGAAGGGGGGGUUUUGCGAUAAUUUUCAUUGCUGAGUAUGCAAGUGUUAUUUUUCUAAGUAGCCUGACAGGGGUUCUAUUUUUAGGGGGAGGUAAUAUUUUAGGGGGAAUAGGUGGGUUAGGAUUCUUGGGGGGGGGUUUGAUGAGGUCUCUUAUGAGAUUUUUGGUAGUUUUAUUGAUUGUUUUGUGUCGGAGUAGAUUUCCCCGGUACCGAUAUGAUUUAUUAAUGGGGUUUGUGUGGCGGCGGGUUUUGCCUGUUUUAAUAGGUGCUUUUGCUUUAUUUAUUAUUUUGGUUUAGAAGGGAUAUAUUGGGUUGGGAUAACUUUUGCUGAAUAGUUGAUAGGUUAGUUGUAGGGUUGAGUGAAUCAUCUUUAAUUGUCUUAGUAGGGGUGACUGAAACAGACAGGGUUUGAGCGAUAGAAUAAGUGUAACGUGAGUGAAUGAACAGAUUAACAGGUAGGUACCAGUGAUGGGAUCAUGUACCUUUUGCAUCAUGGCCUUAUUACUUUUUAUUCUUAGGGAAUAGCCCGAAAAUUCUGCGAUCUACUUUCUCGCUAGGGGUUGGCGUAAGAUAGCUAUCCGGAGACGGGAAGAUAGUGGCGAAAUACUUUUCGCGCGGGUUGAUAGCUGGUUGCCCUAGAAAUACAUAUAAGUGUAGCUCUAUGGAGAACGUACUUUAAGGAUAAGGGUUUUCUAGGAAGCUAAAUAAGAGAUAUCAGUUUAGUGGAGUUGAAGUGAAGCGUUUUUAAAAGAAGUGAGGUUUUUCAGGAUAAGCUGAGAGACCUAGUGUAAAAGGAAGUUAUUGAAGAGUGGGGGUUUAAGUGGGCUUGAAGAAGCUAUCUUUUUGGAGUGGGUUAAGCCUCAGAGUUUCCCUGGAUUAAAAUAGAAGUUUUAAUUCCUUUUUUGUUUAUGGGGUCUUUUUACUGGACAGGUGUAGUAAAAGUGAUAAUGUAGGGAUGAGUAGUCGGAGUGAUGUAGUUGUUUUUAAUCCAGGAAGUAAAGCAGUGUUGAAUAGCAACUAUAUUGGUAAACAAAGCUAAAGGAACUCGGCAAAAAAAGGGACCGCCUGUUUAACAAAAACAUGGCUUUCUGAUUAACAUGGGGGGUCGUGCCUUCCCGGUGAGCUUUCGGGCUUAAACGGACGCGGUAAAUCGUGCUAAGGUAGCUAAAUUAUGGCCUAUUAAUUGUAGGUCCUGUGAAUGGUCUGACGAGUCUUUAACUGUCUCUAGUUUGUUUUGGUGAAAUUGAAUUGGAUGUGCAAAUGCUUCCAUAGGUGAGAAAGACGAGAAGACCCCGUGAAGUUAGAAAUUUAAGUUGUAAGCGUUAUUCCCCUUAGUUUUUACUGUUUUUUAGAAUAACAGGUUAAUUUAAGUUUUCAUGUUAAUUCAAGUAGAGGGAUGCAGCGGCAGUUUUGGCUGGGGCAGCAAAGGAGCAAGACUAGACUCCUAUUAUUUAAAGUGCGGGUGCGCUACGACCCACAGAGGUAUGCAUUUGUGAUUAGCAGAAGAAGUUACUCCGGGGAUAACAGCGUUAUCCGCCCUGAUAGUUCUUAUAGAUGGGCGGGUUUGCGACCUCGAUGUUGGCUCUGGGUAUCCUAAGGCUUGCAGGCGGUCUUAAGGGUUGGUUCGUUCGCCCAUGAAAACCCGACGUGAGCUGAGUUCAGAUCGGCGAAAGUUAGGUCGGUUUCUAUCUUCUUUCUACUGAGUUUAGGCUUUAGGGUACGAAAGGACAUUUAGCUUUAGGUUUCAGUCUAUUAAGGUUGUAGUUAAAAUAAAAUAAAUUUGAGUUUAGUUUGGGUGAA
Ylistrum balloti is the source of this 2562-nucleotide messenger RNA. Its product is annotated as NADH-ubiquinone oxidoreductase chain 1-like. Gene Ontology annotation, biological process: aerobic respiration. Gene Ontology annotation, cellular component: membrane. Gene Ontology annotation, molecular function: NADH dehydrogenase activity. The record is from RefSeq and is a predicted model, not a curated record. NCBI's taxonomy places the organism in Eukaryota, Metazoa, Mollusca, Bivalvia, Pectinida, Pectinidae.